This is a messenger RNA of Daucus carota subsp. sativus, 879 nucleotides long. RefSeq names its product protein SLOW GREEN 1, chloroplastic. Bases 1 to 879 code for a protein of 292 amino acids. Gene Ontology annotation, molecular function: protein binding. The record is from RefSeq and is a predicted model, not a curated record. NCBI's taxonomy places the organism in Eukaryota, Viridiplantae, Streptophyta, Magnoliopsida, Apiales, Apiaceae. The transcript has a single exon.
AUGGCCUUGAACUCAUCCUUGAUCAUGAAGUUCCAUUCAUCUCUUGUUCAUGUCAAACCAAAAUCCAUUGUUGCACCACCUUUGAAUUGCAAUUUUUUGAUAUCAAGACCAUGCAAAAUCACCCAUUUUACGGCCAAAACCUCCUCACUAGACCCCAUCAUUCGAAAUCUUAGAAACACUGCUGUAGUGAUUCUUUUCGCCACCUCGAUGAUUGGAAGAUUUCAAACUUGGUCUGCCAGAGCUGACAGCCAGCCAAUUGUAACUGAAGAGAACACUAGUCAAGAUGAUUUGAUUGGUAUGCUAAAGAAAUCGAGGGACCAAAAGUUUGAAUCCGGGGACUAUGAAGGAAGCUUAAGAGUCUCGAAAGAGAUGGUUUCAGCAGAUCCAGACUUUCCAGACUGGAAAAUUUCAUCAGCAAUGAUUUUGAAACAAAUGGGAGAGACGGAGAAAGCCUUUACAGUUUUUCAUCAAAUGUUGUCUGAAAAUCCGUUACAACCUGAUGCAUUAUUUCAUAAUGCAUUGCUAAUGAUUUCAAAUGGACAGGAAGUGGAGGCGAUGAAAGGAUUAGAAAAAGCUUUAGAGCUUGCUAAAGUAACCAGUAAUGGUCCUGUAAUAAGAGAUGUGAGGUUGGUCAUAGCUCGAGUUAUUUCUGCACAGCAAAGAUUUGAUGAAGCACUGGAGAGGUUUAACGAGCUCGAGAAAGAGGAUCCUAACGAUUGGAGGAUAUAUUUCUGCAAGUGUACGUUAUUUCACUCUAGUGAUAGGAAUGCAGAAGCAGCAGAGGAAUUUCACAAGAGUGACCUACUUUUUUCGAGAUCCUUUCAGGAGGAUGGUUUCAUGAGUAACUUUUACCCAAGGAGAAGGCCUCGGGCAACUUGA